Messenger RNA from Wasmannia auropunctata (little fire ant), 3018 nucleotides. Its product is annotated as glutamate receptor ionotropic, delta-1-like. The coding region runs from base 873 to 2861 and encodes 662 amino acids. Gene Ontology annotation, cellular component: membrane. NCBI's taxonomy places the organism in Eukaryota, Metazoa, Arthropoda, Insecta, Hymenoptera, Formicidae. Gene Ontology annotation, molecular function: glutamate-gated receptor activity. The record is from RefSeq and is a predicted model, not a curated record. The transcript has 16 exons.
ACGCAUACUGCAUUUACGCAUAUAAGACACGUUAUCAAUGCUAAUUUCACGUAGAAAAACGCUCUCGAUGUCUAUGAUGACAGUUACGGUUUACCUUCGUUCUGUUAUCGCUGUAUUUUUGACGUUAUGUAAUACACACACUUCCGUGUGUUUCAUUGUGAAACAAAAUGACAAGUGUUGUUUAGUGAAGACGUCUCAAAACUAUAGAUACAUAAAUUAAAAUGUUAAAUAUUAAUAAAAUAUUGCUUCCAUAGGUGCACAAACGAGCCUUGUUGAAAUAAAUUGUCAAUCGGCUGCGCAAUACUUCCAGCAAAUGAUAAUAAGUCUGUUAAUUAUUGUUGAGCUGCACUUCCUAGUCGAGAAAUUAAAAUAAGCGAGGAUUAAAGAAAACUUUAGAGACUUUAAGAAGAAUUAAAGAAGACUUAUUAUUAUCAUCAGAGUGUUUUUGUUCGGUUUAUAAAAGAGAAAUUUGAGGAAAAACAACGUAUAAGAACGUCGUCUGAAAUAACUCCUUAAAAUUGCAGAUAUCGCCGAUGUUGCACGGAAAUUUCCAACAAAGAAGUUGGUCGUUAAAUUUGUAUAUGUCCAUCCGCAGAGUUCGCGAAUCAUUUUGCUCAAUGCCAAAUAAUGCUCCACUUGAAAUCACCGACGGUGUAUAGAGAAUUGUUUGAGCAGUGGCCUCGCUCGGUUUCCAUAAACUGAUGAACACGGGAAAAGUUUUUGCUGCGGAGUUGCGAUCAAGCAUUACGAUUGGCGCACGAAUGAUACUUUAUUAUUCUAACGCGAUCAGUUAACGUGAAAAAACUCAGUGCGGCUGGAACUGCAAAAUGCAUCGGAUCGUUGUAUAUCGCACCUGACCUGACCUCGCCGAAAUGACUUGUGAAAUCGGUUGGAUUCCUGCAGUCGACGAUCGUCGAUUUGUGCUACGCAGAAGAAUGUUUUGCAAGCUCGAUCUCUGUUCGAUCUUAGGUCUGAUCGUCGUCGCAUGGAUGACAUUGAAUCUCGCGUGGGCCGAUCAAUUGAUCAGGCCGGUUUACGUGUACGAGGGCCUGAUCAAAAGUAUACGUGAUUACUUCAAUAACACGUGCAUCAUACUCCUGCACAACAAUCCGAAUCCCAUCGAGACGCAGGGACUCACGGAAAGCGACCACUUGCUGGUUCUUCAGAGAUACCUGAGCAUGAAUCAUAAUAUACGCACCACUUUCAUGGAUUUUCAUAUGUUCAGUACACGAGUCGGACAACGCUAUUAUCACAUCAAGAGACCUUUGUUCGUCUUACUUAACGACCAUGAAGAUACAAGGGAUGGUUUUGCGCAUCAGAUCUCAACGUGGAUCACAAUGGCUUAUCCCACCUGGCUGGUAUUCUUCAAAAACGAGACCAAAUUCGUAGACUUUUUCUUUGAGAUUUACGUACCAUUUGACUGUAAGUUCAUGGUGGCUCAGAGUAGCCCUAACGUAAUCGGCAGAGAGAUCAUCACUGAAGUUUAUCAAGUUGACAGAGGAAAACAACUGAGAUCGAUGCGGUUCGGUAUAUGGGAUGCAAGGAGUGGUCUGAACGGCCCUACUCGUGGCCUAUUUUUAAGAAGGAACAAUCUUUACGGCCAGAAUAUACGCGUUACGUCGGUUCACGAUCCUCCUAUCAGUCUCUUUCACCGCAAUGAACGGAAUGAGAUAACAGGAAUGAGUGGCUUUUUCGGGGAAGUGAUACUGCUAUUGCAGCAAGCAUUGAAUUGCACAUUUACCUACAAGGAGGCCAAAUCGUGGGGCGUGUGCCUACCAAACGGCUCGUGUACGGGUGCGAUCGGAAUGUUAAUGAACAACGACGUCGACUUUGCGGCGACGGAGUUCAUGAUGACCUCGGAUAGAUUAGACGCUAUCAGUUUUACAACGCCUAUUUAUACAACCAAAUGUCGUGCGUACAUUAAAAGGCCCGCGUCAUCCGACGUAAAGUGGGAUGCUUACACGGCACCGUUCUCCAGGAAUAUCUGGGGCGCUAUCGCUCUUUUCAUUGUUCUUACUAGCGGAUCGAUAGUACUCAUUCAAAGACUGUUUGCAUUCGCAUCCCCGUAUCUUCAAAAUAAUGGCCGUUCGAGAUUUACAGAAAUUUUGUUUUUUGUCCUAGGGGCGUUUUGCAAUCAAGGUAUGGAACAAUCGACGCUGGAUCCCGUGAGAAUGGUGCACUUCGUAAUCCACCUGUCGGCCGUCGUGAUCGUAGCCGCGUAUUCCGCUGCCCUGAUUAGUUUCCUUGCUGUUAAAACGUUCAUCAUGCCUUUUACGACUAUGGAUGGCCUUUUGAAGGAUAAGACUUACCGUUUCGGCGCGGUCGGUGACUCGGCCGACUUUAGUUUUUUCCAGAACACAUCGGAUAAAAUAAUGAGCGUGCUGUUCGAUGAGUUAAUAACAAAAGAAACUGAUUUGCCGAGUAAUUACUUGGAUGGUCUGGAACGCGUUUGUAAGGAGGACAAGUAUGCCUUUAUGACACUGGAUAACAUGGCAGCGUUGUUGCAGCAGAAGGUCGACUGCAAGUUGGAGCCAUUGGAUGUCAUCACGCAGACCACCAUAGCGAUGGCUCUGCAAGUAAAUAGCCCGUACCGCGGUAUUAUUAACGCAAAUAUUCUUCUGCUGAGAGAUAGCGGCAUCCUGCAGCGUUUGAUGGAUACACAAUGGUCGGUCCAGCUAAGCAAUGCAAAACCGUCGUGGAAAUCGGUCGAGAUCGGCGACAUAGUGCCGCUGCUGCUUUUUGUAGUCGCCGCGUUGUUCAUCAGCUGCCUCGUCUGCGCUCUGGAGCGCAUCAUCUUCGCAAGCAUUUCCAACCGAAUCAAGCUAAAAGUGGCGAAGAAUAAAUCGCGGCAACCGAAAUAAAACGCGUAAUAAGACUCGCAACUCGCCGGCCGCGUUAUAGAUAUACACGGCACGGUCACGUGACACUUUGGCGCGAGACACCUUAUUGCCUCCUGAUGCUAAAGAUAUUACGUGUUGUUUAAUAAAAUUUGAGAAUCUCUCAUUUGUUUAAAAUUAA